Drosophila grimshawi is the source of this 2552-nucleotide messenger RNA. Its product is annotated as trehalase. Gene Ontology annotation, biological process: trehalose catabolic process. The record is from RefSeq and is a predicted model, not a curated record. Bases 33 to 2456 code for a protein of 807 amino acids. Lineage: Eukaryota; Metazoa; Arthropoda; Insecta; Diptera; Drosophilidae. Gene Ontology annotation, molecular function: alpha,alpha-trehalase activity. The transcript is spliced from 3 exons.
AUUUUCACAUACCAACUUCUUAUUUAGUCGAAAUGUCUUCUCGCAAAUGCAGUGAAUGUGGCCAGGUGCAUCUGGCCGGUGCAAAUGGAGCCAUUUACUGUUGCGGAUCAUUGCUGCGGGCGGUACAAAUGUCGGGAGUGUUUAAGGAUAGUAAAUACUUUGUGGAUAUGAACUGCCGAUAUUCCCCGGAACGUAUUCUCGCCGACUUUCAGUUGUUUAGCUCGUCGAAGCGGAAUGAGACUUCGAUGAAGCAUCUGUCGAACUUUGUCGAGAAUCACUUCGAUCAGCCGGGCUCGGAGAUGGAGUAUUGGAGUCCACCGGAUUGGCGCAGUGAACCGGCGUUUCUCUGCAAUAUCAAAGAUCCGCAAUUGAAACGAUUCGGUUCCGUUUUGAAUCGCAUCUGGAAGCAGCUCGGUCGCACCAUAAAGAAUUGCGUUAGGACGAGCCCAUUGCUCUACUCCCUGGUCUAUGUGCCCAAUCCGUUAAUUGUGCCCGGCCCUAAUUUCAAUGAAUUCUACUACUGGGACACCUAUUGGAUUGUCCGUGGACUGCUGUACAGCGGCAUGGCUCAGACAGCGCGUGGCAUGAUUGAUAACCUGUUGUAUCUGGUGCAUCAGUAUAAAUCGGUGCCACAAGGUGGACGCAUCUACUAUUGGGGCCGAUCGCAUCCGCCGAUGCUGGUAGCCAUGGUUAAGUCCUAUGUGGAGAUAACCGGUGAUGAAAAGUAUGCCGUCAGAGCACUGCCACUGCUCGAAGUCGAAAUGGAUAACUUUCUCAAGAAUCAUGCGGUGCAGGUCGAGGGUCGUACAAUGUAUCAAUAUCGCGAUAAGUCAACGGGACCGCGACCCGAAGCGUAUCGCGACGAUGUGGCCAGUGCGUCCAGUUUCUGCACGGAUGAGGAGCAGAGCGAACACUUUGCCCACCUGAAGGCUGCCUGCGAGUCCGGCCAGGAUUUCAGCUCUCGAUGGUAUGUCUCGCCGUGUGGCAACAAUGUGGGCACCAUGGCCAAUAUCAAGACAACCUGGAUCGUGCCCGUCGAUCUCAAUUGCAUACUGUUCCGCAACUGUAAAACCUUGGCUGAGUUCAAUGUGCUGGCCGACAAUCCGACAAAGUCGCAACAUUAUCGUCAAACUGCCUGUGGACUGAUCAAGGCAAUAACGGCGGUGCUGUGGAAUGAGGAGCGUGGCGUCUGGCUGGACUUUGAUGUGAAGAAUCGAAUACAGCGUGAUUAUUUUGUUGUUACAAAUCUAUCGCCGCUCUGGCUGCAUGCCUAUCCCAUUGCGGAUACGGAGAAGAUCUCAAAGUCUGUGUUGGCCUAUAUUGAGGAAAAUAAUCUCGAUAAUUUUCCGGGUGGUGUGCCGCACACACUGAACAACACUGGCCAGAAGUGGGACUAUCCCAAUGUAUGGCCACCAAUGAUGUAUAUGCUGAUCGAGGGCCUCAAUAAUCUGGGCACACCCGAGGCCACGAAUAUGGCUCAGCAAUGGCGCACGCGCUGGCUCAGAACCAACUAUGAGGCCUAUUCCCAGACGGGUGUCAUGUACGAGAAGUACAAUUGUGAAGUAUUUGGCGAUGCUUCCGGUGGUGCUGAAAGCCAAAAUCAGUCGGGCUAUGGUUGGACGAAUGCUGUGCUGAUCGAAAUGCUGGCCAGAUAUGGCAACGAGUUGACCUUAUCUGAUGCAUCGGCUGACAACUGUGACUGUGACUGUCCACAAGUGGAUGUGAGGUCCGCUUUAGAGGAUUGCCCCAUCACAAGUGAGGCGUACUUGGAGAAGAUAGCGGACGGGUUGAAUGUCGACUACGAACAGCAGAUUGACUUAUGUUCGCAGGCAUACAGUAAAAAUGCUUACGCAGAUUUCAGCGUUACGACGAGCGUCACCGAGUACUCAGUGCCUCCGAGUGAAAAAUGUGAGGAAAUUCCCCAGUCCGUCGAUAAAGCUGCUCAAGCCUCCGAUGGAGAAUGGGGAAUGACUGGUUCGGCGCAGCUGUCAACAUUGAAAAACGAUAACGCAUCGCAGGUGUGCUCAGUGUGUUGCCGUCAUUGUGGUAGAAUGGAGGAGAGUCAACCACUGCCGGAAGCCGGGCCCAUUUCAAUUGAUAUGGAUGAGAUCAACUGCCUCUUGGAUUUGAGUCCGUCCGACGCAGAAGAUAUGCGAGCCACGUGCCCGAAUGAUGAUUCAGCAACGCAAUCGAUUAAGACUGCAACCGAAGACGAGGGUCAAGACGAAGGAGACGCCGUAGACGAAGUAGACGACAAUGAAAGUUGUAAAUGUGACGAAAUUGAGGAAAGUUUGAGCUGCACUGCUCCACCUCCGGCGCCGAUCAUGUUGACGAAAGUAUUCCCACUUGCCGAUGACAUAAAAUGCCCGCUGCCAACUGAGCCUGAGCCAGAAAGUACAGAUGGUUGCACCUGUGACAAUAAGAAGGCAAAUCAAUCGGCGGCAGAAUGUGAUUAAAAUGAGAGCAGCUGCAAAAAUUGUGACAACAUUAACAAAAAUCAUAAGAAUAGUCCAAAUUUAGCCGUUAUGCAAUACAGAAGCAAAAAGAAGUAA